AUAAAUGCCUAAGCUUAUCAACGCAGCUCCCGAACUUCUCCAAUAGCCCCGACAACCGACGUCGCAUCAACUCGUCCCUCCGUUUGUGUAACUUUUCUUUAAAUUAUUUUCACUCCUUCAGGCCGGUCACUUAGUCUGGCCUUCCGGCAUGUUUCGGGAAAUCCAAUUUUUUGGCCCAGCGUAGUAGAUACUGCGGCGGUUUGGCAGGGGAACGUUGCUGCAAUUGAAAUGGACUACGCCGUGUCGAACCUGAAUUCGGGUGUUUGCCGUGUUGGGCUCAUCUUUCACCACUCUUGACAUAGUUCCUUGCUGUAGAAUAGCGACUGCAUACAGGGCAAGUCUGGCAGCUGGGACUAUUAGAUCCUCAGUUCCAUACGUUCUGGCACAGGGCUUAAUCCCACAUUUCCACUCAUUCGCUGGUAAACAACCAAAUCCCCAUUACCUUCAUCCCCUCUGCAAUCUUGUUAGAUCUUCAACAUGGCCGACGAAAAUAUCGUGUCUAAGCCUGACCUUAAAGCCAAAGACUUCGUCCCACGGGGCAAGAAGUCCUCUUCCCCGUUCAACACUACCUUAUUCCUUGGUCUCAGAGUCCUCGAUUGUUUCGUUCAAUACAUUCUCCUCUCCUCAACCUACGGAACCAAUAUAAUCAAGUUUCUCGGUGGCUCCGUUAUCCCUUCUCCCUCCCCGCUUCAAACCGGAAUUGAUCCUAUCGAUGCUCUCAACCUUUCGCUAUACCGAGCCAUUCUGUUAUGUAUGAUUAGUACGACCACGGCAAAACACAUAUGGUUCGUCCUCUGCGUCGCCGAAGAAGCAUGGACAGUAUCGGGCGCCGUAAUCGUCGCCAUAUUCAACACGUUCUGGAACUCCCUGAACAACCUACUUUUCCUCUGUGCUCUUACCUCUGCCACUUCGCACCCCGCUGGAGAAUCUCUCUCCAACCCGUACCUUCUUUCCGGUGUCAUUCUUUUUGUGCUGGGAAUUGGAGCAGAAUGGCAAUGCGAGAUCCACCGCAAGGCUUUCAAGAAGGAUCCAAAAAACAAAGGAAAGCCAUUUACGGAAGGUCUCUUCCAGGUCGUGAGACACCCGAACUACGCUGGGUACAGUCUUUGGAGAGCUGCUGGUGCCUUGGCUACCUCGGGACUGACUUCUUCCAUCCUUACCGGCGCUUUCUUUCUCUAUGAUUUCAAUUCAAGGGCAAUCCCUGCACUGGACGAGUAUUGUUCGAAGAGAUAUGGGGCUAUGUGGGCAGAGUACAAGAAGAGGACGAGGUCCCUGUUGGUUCCUGGAUUCUUGUAAGCACGGCCGCAUCGUUUGCAUGCCCCUGCCGUGCGCUUGCCAGAGAUCCUGUCAGUUUUCGCAUAGGAAAAUCCCUUUAUGUCGGGAAGGAACUCACAGUUAUUUAGAGGGCGGUAUAGGCUAGCUAGAUAGGAUUGGUGUUCAUGGUUUUCCUGAUAAUUUAAGUUUUUAGGAUUAUAUGGACCUAGUGGUGCGCUUAUCAAUUGAAGUUCAAUGAUGCUCUUUCCACAUCCUUUGACUUUGCGUUCUCUUUUCAAAUAUCGU
Molecule: messenger RNA, 1560 nt
Organism: Lindgomyces ingoldianus
Lineage: Eukaryota; Fungi; Ascomycota; Dothideomycetes; Pleosporales; Lindgomycetaceae
Product: ERG4/ERG24 ergosterol biosynthesis-like protein
Exons: 1
Coding region: 478-1296 (272 amino acids)
Biological process (GO): lipid metabolic process
Cellular component (GO): membrane
Molecular function (GO): oxidoreductase activity, acting on the CH-CH group of donors
Source: RefSeq, a predicted model, not a curated record